Lolium rigidum is the source of this 832-nucleotide messenger RNA. RefSeq lists its product as uncharacterized. NCBI's taxonomy places the organism in Eukaryota, Viridiplantae, Streptophyta, Magnoliopsida, Poales, Poaceae. The transcript is spliced from 2 exons. Bases 1 to 717 code for a protein of 238 amino acids. The record is from RefSeq and is a predicted model, not a curated record.
AUGUUCGAGCUCAAAAUCAAGCCCGAGCCCGGCCCGAUGUUCGAGCUCAAAAUCAAGCCCGAGCCCGGCCCGACCUGGCCUGACCCGGGAUUUUCGGGCCGGGUCCUCCGGGUCGGGCUGCCCAUGCCCAGCUUUGGGUGCGCUGCGUGCGUGUCGGAGCUCCGGCCGGGAGGCCGCCCAGAUCCAUCACGUGCGUGCCUGCGGCGGAACACGGACCGGUUCUGGGACAUCCGGUUCGACAAGGGAGUGCUCCACAUACCGCGCAUCCUCAUCCACGACUCCACCAAGUCGCUCUUCCUCAACCUCAUCGCCUUCGAGCAGUGCCACAUGGACAUCGCCACGCCGGGCGGCAACAACAUCACCUCCUACGCCAUCUUCAUGGACAACCUCAUCAACUCCGCCGAAGACGUCAAGUACCUCCACGACCGCGGCAUCAUCGAGCACUGGCUCGGCAGCGACGCCGAGGUCGCCGAGCUCUUCAACCGCCUCUGCCUCGAGGUCGUCUUCGACAUCAACGACAGCUACCUCUCCGGCCUCUCCGACCAGGUCAACCGCUACUACGACUACAAGUGGAGCACCUGGGUCGCCAGCCUGCAGCACAACUACUUCACCAACCCGUGGGCCAUCGUCUCCGUCGUCGCCGGCGUCUUCCUCCUCCUCCUCACCACGAUGCAGACAUUCUACAGCGCGUAUAGCUACUACCGACCGUCAACCUAGCUCAUCGCCGCCGAAUCGGCAACGGAGUCAGAUUCUCCAAAAUCUGACCAUUUUUUCUUGGCUUGCAUUACAGUUUUGAUUGGUUGUUUUGUCAUAUACUCUCAUAUCCCCUUUG